Messenger RNA from Ictalurus furcatus (blue catfish), 7717 nucleotides. It is a transcript of the gene gramd4a, whose product is annotated as GRAM domain containing 4a. The record is from RefSeq and is a predicted model, not a curated record. Gene Ontology annotation, biological process: negative regulation of toll-like receptor 9 signaling pathway; apoptotic process. Bases 628 to 2436 code for a protein of 602 amino acids. The transcript has 19 exons. NCBI's taxonomy places the organism in Eukaryota, Metazoa, Chordata, Actinopteri, Siluriformes, Ictaluridae.
UUUCAGCAAAAUAAUGCGCCCUGACACACUGCGAAAAUUGUUCAGGAACGGUUUGAGGAACAUGACAAAGAGUUCAAGAUGUUGCCUCCAAAUUCCCCAGAUCUCAAUCUGAUCGAGUAUCUGUUGGACGUGCUGGACAAACAAGUCUGAUCCAUGGAGGCCCCACCUCGUAACUUACAGGACUUAAAGGAUCUGGUGCAAACGUCUUGGUGCCGGAUCCCACAGCACACCUUCAGAGGUCUUGUGGAGUCCAUGCCUCGACGGGUCUGAGCUGUUUUGUCAGCACCUACACAGUAGUAGUCAAGUCGUUUUAAUGUUAUGGCUGAUCAGUGUAAAUUCAGAAAGAAAUCAUGUGCGGCUCCUUUAAGACGCUCACGUGAAUGUGAUGUCAUGCCCUGCUCCAGCUCGAACGCUGGUUAAAUCAACAGGAGGCGGACACGCGCGCUCUCCGGCUCACUGCCGCGUCCGCUCUGACAGCUCAGACGCACUUUUCAGGAGGUUUUUAUUGCGAUGCUGGAGCUCGAAUAGCGGCCUGACAGCGACCUAAUUCGGGGGGAUUACUGUCUUUUAUUUGUCAUUACUAGCAGGUGCACAAGGACGUUUGACCAGACACAGACCUCCGCGUUAAUGAAACUUCGCUCCGAUUCCAGAGCUGGAGUUGGCGUACACCAUGUUAAGGUAAAGCCUAAGCUGGCUGUGUUGAACAUGCUAAAGAGGCUGGACAAAAUAAGGUUUCGAGGGUCGAAGCGUGAUGAGUUCCUGGAUCUGGCUGAGUCCCCAACCGCCUCGGAUAACGAAGGCAUGGAGGACAUUCUGAUGAAGCCUCGGCUUUCCUUACGAGACUCAGACGAGCUGAGAGAACCAGCUGGAUCGGGAGCUCUCAGCAUGGCUGCCAUGCAGGACCUGAGAAGCGACUCUGAACGCCUCAAUGAGGUUAAAGGUCAUCUAGAGAUUGCCUUACUGGAGAAGCACUUCCUGCAGGAGGAGCUGAGGAAGCUGCGAGAGGAGACCAACGUGGAGACGCUAAAGCAGGAGCUGGAGAAGGAGCGGUGCAGGAGGCUGGAUUUGGAGCAGAAGAUGAAUGAUGUGCUGAAAGCCAGGUUAGAAGACUCUCCUCCCCAGAUCUCCCGUAAACAACAGUCACCUUCUGCAAAUGGCACAGAGAAACAACAGAAAGAGACACUGUGUUCUCGGCUGCAGAAGUGGCUCUACGACAGGUUCGGGGUUUACAUUGAGGACUUCCGUUUCCAGCCGGAGGAGAACACAGUGGAGCCAGAGGAGCCGCUCAGUGCUAAGAGGUUAACAGAAAAUAUGAGGCGACUUAAGCGGGGUGCCAGACCUGUAACUAACUUCUUGAGGAACCUGUCAGCCUUAUCCAACUGGCACUCAGUGUACACGUCAGCCAUUGCCUUUAUUGUCUACAUGAAUGCUGCAUGGUAUGGCUGGGCCAUUCCUAUGUUCCUGUUUUUAGCCAUUCUGAGGUUAUCCUUGAAUUACCUCAUUGCAAGAGGAUGGAGGAUUCAGUGGAGUAUUGUGCCUGAAGUUUCUGAACCUGUGGAUCCUCCAAAAGAAGACUUGACUGUGUCUGAAAAGUUUCAGUUAGUCCUUGAUGUUGCACAAAAAGCACAGAAUCUUUUUGGAAAGAUGUCAGACGUUUUGGAGAAAAUCAAAAAUUUGUUCAUGUGGGUGCAGCCUGAGAUAACGCAGAAGCUGUACAUUGGUCUGUGGGUGGCCUUUAUCUCCUCCUGCGUCCUGCCCUACAAACUCAUGGGCUUUCUUAUAGGGCUGUACGCAGGCAUCAAAUUCUUCAUCAUCGACUUCCUGUUUAAGAGCUGUCCCAAGCUGAGGGACAAGUACGACACACCGUACAUUGUGUGGAACAACCUGCCCACAGACCCCCAGCUUAAAGAGCGCAGCAACGCCACCAUGUCCAGACGGAUCCCGCCGGUGGUGUCGCGGGGUAGCUUAGCAACCAUUCCCUCAGGAAUGACUAGAGAGGACGACAGUGGCCGCUCACAUAACACCAAGAGAGGAGCCUUCCAUGAGAUCUUCAACCUGCCAGAGACAGAAAGGCCUCUCCCUGUGUGCGAGAAUGGAUGGAGGUGCUGUUUGAUCAAUCGGGACCGGAAAAUGCCCACUGACUACAUUCGCAACGGUCUGCUCUAUGUUACUGAAAACUACUUGUGUUUUGAGAGCUCCAGUUCCAGAUCAGGCUCCUCCAAAAAGAAUAAAGUCAUAAAGCUUGUGGACAUCACAGAUAUCCAAAAGUAUAAGGUUUUGUCCGUUUUGCCUGGGUCAGGAAUGGGAAUCUCUAUUGCCACGCCCUCAACACAGAAGCCCUUGGUGUUCGGUGCCAUGAUCCACAGAGACGAGGCGUUCGAGGCGAUCUUCACUCAGUACAUGAAGAUUGUGACCACAGGCUGCCACGAGACCUAGCGCAUCAUUAACCCUACGGAGAAGCUUCCACUUCUCUCACUGUCUUCUCUCGCUUGUUCCUAUCUCAAUGAGCAGGCUGGAACUGAUCGGUUUAGUUGGCUGUGGCUAGAAGAUCUCACGUGAUGGUUGAGAGCAAACAGCAACACAUUCCUGUGGAGCGUUUUUCACACUGAUGGCUCGGGGGGAGGAGGCUGGACCUCCUCUCCUGCCUGACUACACACAGCAGAGUGUAAAGCUGCAUGUAGACUUAUGUGGUACUCGUGUUUUUGAGCAGCCGUUCUGAUUGUGUGUUUAUUUGUCAAGGCUUUGCUUUGUAAUGCCUGUCGGGUGAGCGUGCAAGGAGGUCAUUAACACCUUGCAAAUUACAGAUGAAGCCUGUUUGUGUUAGUUUACAUUGUUACACUGCAUACACAAACACACAACACAUGCACAUAAAGCACAUUUAACCCACCACUGAUUAACAGCGUGCUUCAGAUGUCUUUUUGCAUCAAAAUUUGUGCUACGUAGCACUGUAGGGAAUCAGUGUAGUUUCAAAUGUGACGUGUGUGUAAACUGCCUUUCUUUAUAGUCAUCUUUUUUGAUAAUAGCUAGGAAAAUGAUUGAUAUUUGGAUUACUGACUGAUCAAACGAAUGAAUUGGAUCGGAUCUGUUAUAAAUAAUGUCGUCAGAAAUUUUUAAUCUCAAACAUCACAGCAUUAGAGGUCUUUAAUUGUAGCACAUUCAAACAUUUUUAACCUGUUUAGAGGUGUUGCAUCAUACAGGUGCAAUCAAAAGUAUUCAACCCCCACUGAAAUCAGGUUUAUUGUCAAAAUGUACAGACUUUCAGCUGUUUGCAAUGAACAACUCAAACAAAAGUAAUUGAAAUAGUUUAACACAACGCAUGCUUCAAGUGGUUUCCCCAAAUUCAGCUGAAAAUGCAACUUAUAAUGACUUUUCCAGUUUCGAAAUUAUUCAACCCCUUCAUUCCAAGCAUCUUUAGUACUUAGUAGAGCACGCUUUUGCUGUUAUGACCUGCUGCAAACGAGAUGCAUAGCUUCUGGCAGCGUUCCUGAGGAAUCUUAUCCCAUUCCUCAUGAGCAACGGCCUCCAGUUCAGUAAUAUUCUUGGGUUUGCAUGCUGCAACUGCCUUCUUCAAAUCCCACCAGAGAUUUUCUAUGGAGUUCCAGUCAGGUGACUGUGAUGGCCCUGUAGAAUCUUCCAGGACUUCUUCUGCAACCAAGCCUUGGUGGAAUUUGAGGUAUGCUUGGGAUCAUUGUCCUGUUGGAAGGUCCAAUGACACCCAAGCUUCAGCUUCCUCACAGAAGGCAUGAGGUUUUCUCCUAGGAUUUCCUGAUACUUCACUGAAUCCAUCUUGCCUUCCACAUGUUGCAGGUUUCCAGUGCCAGAGGAUGCAAAGCAGCCCCAGAGCAUCACUGAGCCACCACCAUGCUUGACUGUGAAUAGAGUGUUCUUUCUUCAUUCUUCUUCCUCCAGACGUACCGCUGAUCCAUCGUGCUGAAAAGUUCCAGUUUUGUUUCAUCACUCCACAGAACAGAAUCCUAAAACUUCUGUGACUCAUUUAUAUGAUUUUGAGCGAAUUUUCUUGUGCUUUUGGGUCAGUAGUGGUGUACGUCUUGGAGUUCUGGCAUGGAAACCUUCUGUGUUUAGUACGCGCCUUACUGUGCUCACUGAAACCUCAGUACCUGUUGCACCAGGUCUUGCUGCAGGUCUUUUGCAGUCACUCGAGGAUUUUUCACAACCUGCCUUCUCAAAAAUCUGGUUGCAACCGUUGAUAGUUUACUUUUUCUGCCCUGAACAGGUAUUUCACGUACUUUCUACCCCUAACCAGUUCAGGUAUUUCAUGUGUUCCAGUUCAAGCACACCUGGUGCAAUUAACAAAGCCCUUGAUUAGUUGAAUCAGGUGUGUUUGAGACAGCACCUGUUUUGCAUAUUUGUGCUGUUGUGAGGGAUUCUAUUCAGGGGGUUGAAUAAUUUUGAAACUGGCGAAACCAUUACAAGUUGCAUUUUCAGUUGAAUUCGGGGAAACCACUUGAAGCAGUCCUUAUGUUAAACUAUUUCAAUUACUUUUGUUUGAUUUGUUCAUUGCAAACAGCUGAAAGUCUGUACAUUUUGACAAUAAACCUGAUUUGCAAUGGGGGUUCAAUCAUUUUGAUUGCAACUGUAUGUCAUUUUAGAAUAAACCUACAGUAUGUAGAUGCAGAAGUAUUCUAAUCACCCUAUGCAAAGUACCAAUAGUAGUCAUUAAACUAAUACUACGAAUGCUCAUUUUUCCAGGAGAAAGGAAGUUUUGUAACUUACAGAUAUGAUUGCUAAGACUGACAGUUUCUCCAGAGAUGAGGAAUAUGCUUAAAACUAGACUAAUAAUGUUGUGGAGUUAUAUUAACUGAAUAGUUGGAGAAAGACCACACAUGACCACACAUCUCUACCUUCUUGCUAGUGAAUUCCCAUCUCUCUCUUUAUCCACUAGUGAUGAGGUUUCUGCAUACACACACACACACACACACACACACACACACACACACACACACACCACCUCCUUGUCUCCUCUCUACUAUUCAACACCCAACUCAGUCUUUAGUGGGCUCUCUAGCAUAAAGCUGAAUAGGCUCAGAACGCUCAGAGUUCUCUGCUCGUUUAUGCUUCCACUAUCACACACCGUGUCAUUUAGUUCAAUGCGAGGUCUUCACUCGCAAGCCAUACAAUACAUUGAGCUCCCUGGCUACAUUUUCAGCCUUGAAACAUUGAAUCAAUCUGAGCACCUUGUUUUUGUAGAUGAAGUAUGAAUGCCAGAUCAGUUCACAGCGGGGAACGCCAAUGCCAGAUACUGACCUAGAAACUAACGUCAGCUCAGCAACCCACCGGCAUACAGUAUAUAUUCUGCCAUUUUGAAUCUGGAGACGCAACAGGCUUUUUAGAGACCACUAUCUAUAUCAAAAGCUUGCUUGAAGGCUGUUCUGGGCACGCAGAGAAAGUCUCGGCUUUCAUACUGUGUCAAUAUUGUUAUGAAACUCAAACAAAUAUCGAUUGGCCCUCAAACAUGGUAUGAGGCAUUUUCUACCUUUUAGAAUGCUGCAUUUAUCUCCAGAUGCUAGUGAAUAUUUGUUUCAUUCUCAUCCUCCUCUUCUCCUUUUUAAAAAAAAAAAAAAUAUAUAUAUAUAUUUUAUUUAUUUAUUUUUUACAAGUUGCAGCAAAACCCACUGAAUGCACAGCCAUGGGCUCGUUUCAGUGAAACGUACCGUUUCUCUUGAUAUCAGUCAAUGAUUAAUAACAGUGUUCCACCCACAUGAUGAAGAGUGUGUAUGUCUGAAAAGUGUUAACGCCUCCUUAUUCUUGAUUUAAUUGUCUAACUAAGACCGCACACUUUGAGGCCUCACAGCUAUAGAGUCCCCGGUUCCCCUCCGAGCCGGUUUACUGUCGGUGUGUAGUUUUGCCCAAAAACAUGCUAGUAUGUGGACUGGCUACUCUAAAUUGCCUCUAGUGUUUUAUGUGUGUGUGUGUGUGUGUGUGUGUGGUGCCUUGCAAUGGACUGGGUGUGCAUCCCUGCUUCAUGCCCAAUGUUCCUGGGAUAGGCUCUAGCUCCACCAUCAGCCUGACCAGGGCAUAAAGCCGAGACUUCCUUUACGCCAAAUGUAUUAAAAUGUGCUUCUGGGUUACAGUGACUCACAAUGAUGGCGUAGGUCACAUAUGUUUAUAACAGACUGAGCGAGUCACUAAGAGCUGUGUGUAUGACCCUGUGUGUCGAAAUGCAAAUAUUCAGCUUGAGCAAAUGUCACAUCUGUUGUUGUGUUUUCAUUGGAGAAUUAUUUGACACUUUGCUCCUGAUUAUUCUGGUCACUGACGUCAGCUGUAUGUUAUUGAAAGUACAGUAAUAUGAAACUUGAGCAGUCAAUGCUCGCAGAAGGUUCCGAGUUUAAAUCCUAGCACUGGAACAGACCCACGCUGAAGACCUUUAACCCACGACAUGCUCAGAUGGAAGCUUGGUUCAUUUUCUGCACACUUUCGCUAAAAGAGUCUAUAAAGCAAGUCCAUAUAAAUGUCCCAAAGCUUUUAACUCUUCUUUUUUUUUUUUUUUUUUUUUUUAAUCGGACAUUUCUGGUCAGAGUUGUCCUGCACUUGCACUAAACAAGCACAGAUUGUAUUGUCUGAACACUAGUUUUGCCAAAUAUUUCUUGGUUUGUUCUUCUCUCUCUCUCUCUCUCUCUCUCUCUCUCUCUCUCUCUCUCUCUCUCUUUCUCUCUCUCUCUCUCUCUCUUUCAUGCACUCUUUUUAUUUUUAUUUUUAUUUUUAUUAGCCAUGCUCUGUGUAAAACAGAUGUUUACAUGAAGGUUUGAUUUAAAUCCAUGUCCUGCCUCAGUUUGAACCCACAGGGAUAUGAGAACGGAGGCGAAAGCAGUUGUUGGAUGGUCACUGGUUGUCACUGUGUCUCUCCAGUUCUGUGCUUAACACUGGUGUGAUAGUUAUAUAUACAGUACUGUGCAAAAGUUUUAGGCACAUGCAAAGAAAUGCUGUAGAGCAAAGAUGCCUUCAAAAUAAUGAAACGUUUCUACAUUUUAAAAAAAAAUACAGUAAAGUGCAGUAAACAGUAGUAAAUGAAACAAAGUCAAUAAUGAAAAUAGUCGUCUCCGGUACAAUGAGUGCAGUUUUAUAAGGAAAUGAGCUGUAAGUGUUAUUGAGCAUCUUGCAGAAUCAGACACGGUUCUUCUGGAGACUUUGACCGUCGCACUCGCUUCAUAUUUUUGCAGCAAAACCCAGCAGCUUUCAUUGUGUUUUUUGUCUGAAAAGUGUCUCUUAUGAAAUUUGCUGCUUUCUUUACUGACAUACAAACAUUUUUCUGUAGCAUUUAAUUUUGUGCUAGAAAACUAAUGUUUGGGAAUCUAACAUGUUUUUGUACUGACUCGAUAAUGUAGACGUCACAAAAUAAAAUAAAGUUUGUGCUAGAAAAAAAAAUAGGGUACCUAAAACGUUUGCACAGUACUGUGUAUUAACUGAUAUAUUUGUUUUAACUGUGUGCAAAUGUUUGCUAAAUAUUUUUUUAUAAAGAUUAACACACACAAUGUACUGAAGAAAUAGACGUUUAUAUUGUCGAGGUGUGCGAGUUAUUAUUAUGCUAUUUAUGUCGCAGAAGUAAAAUGAUGAUUGAAGAGAAGUAAAAGGGGUUUAUAUUCGGUGCAAUGGCGUAACAUUAGAACCACAUUUUUGUUUUUGAAAAGAACUGUGUGUCUGUUAUAAAAUCAUAAUGUGGUGUAUGUUUUGUAAUGGAGUAAAUAAGAUUUAAAAGAUG